GUAUGGAGUACAAUUGAACUACUCGUCAUAACAUAACCUCACAAACAGCUCAAAUUUAAUUCAAUUACAUUUACUAUGUGAAUUAACUUCUAAAUGUUAAGCUCCAACGAUAAAACUGACCCAAAAUUAUAUAAAAAGACCAAAUAAAAUGGAAUUCAACUAUGUAAACACGAAUGCAGAUCCCGAUUACGAGGCUCACAAUUCGGCAAUUCGACGGGCCGAGCUAAACCAAACAGAGGACAGCAAGGACAGUGUGGAGGAGUGUAGGAAAAUAAUAAAAGAUGUGUUCGAUCAAGAACUGGCGUCCAGACGGAAACACCUCGAGGACAUUGAAAACCAGAUAUUCAAGGCCCAGAAACUGUUACAUCUAGUCCGUUAUGCCUUAGUUACCCAGUAUUACAACAACAAAUCACUGGAACCUGACCCUGAGGAGUGUGAAGACAAUAAUGUGAUGGACAUUGAUGGUCAGAAUCGAAUACACAGGGCUGUUAAGAAAUUGCUUAUUGGUAAUAGUCCACAAAUAUUGAACAGAAAUAAGAGAAAAGCCAAGAAUUUAAUUGCACCUAGUAACUCUACCACAGCACACAACACCACUAAGGAGCAACCAGCCAAAAAAAUUAAAUUGGAAGACCCAGUGUCACUGUUACCAAAAAUUGUACCUAACUCCACUAAUGUGAGAAACAGAAAAAAAGUGAAGCAAAGGAUUAUAAUAGGAAAUAUAUCUAAAUACACCCAUUCCAGGGAAGAUAAUGAUCUAACACACAAGUGGAUGAUCUUUGUAAGAGGUCCAAAAGAGAAACCUGAUGUGUCUAGUUUUAUACAAAGAGUGGUGUUCUAUUUGCAUCCAUCAUACAAACCUUAUGAUGUUGUUGAAGUUUCAGAACCACCAUUUCAGUUAGCCAGGAGAGGAUGGGGUGAGUUCCCUAUAAGAGUACAAAUAUUUUUUAAGAAUACCAUGAACAAACCGGUGGAUUUAGUACAUAACUUAAAAUUGGACCAGAAGCAUACUGGUAGACAGUGUCUGGGCAAUGAGACAAUAGUAGACUUAUAUUUACAUGAUGAAAAUGAUCCCAUGGACUCCCAUUUAGAUGAUUUAAUAAAAAAGGAAAUUGGUGAUAGUACUGAUAUUGUUAUAAAAGAUGAAUUAUUAUUAGAUGAUGUUGAUCAGUGUGACAUAACAUUUGGAAAUCAAAUGAAGAGUGAAGAUGUUAACAGCCUUAAUAAUGAUCCCUACUUUGGUGAUGUAUUAGCCAGUAAUUUAAAUGACCACAAUUACAGUUUGCACCAUUCCUUUGAAGGUAUAAAUAUAAAGCCAGAUAUAGAAGACCUCCAACCAGUGAACCCUGAUACACCUUUAGUAUAUGGCCUAGAAGAUUACAUGCAUAAUGGAAAAAAAUAUGGUCGACAAUCAUUAUCACCAAAAAAGUCAAUUGACGCCAGUGUAGACAAAAAAUCCCCAGUCAAAUCACCCACAAUUAAAAUGUUAACCAAUAGUUUAGGACAAAAUGUUUAUUUAAUUUCCAAUGGACCUAUAUCCAACAGAAAUGUGUUCAUGGUAAAGGGGAAGCAUCCCCAAUCAAUUUUAAAAACAGACGACGUGAACAAGUUGGUGCAAGAAAAGAUAAACUACAAUGAAUUCAAAAUAAAAUUGCCGCCAAAUAAAUUUAAGAACAUGGGUGAAGUUUUGCCUUACUUAUUCAAGAAAUUACCCCUUCACAGCAAAUUAGCAGACAAUUUAAACUACAAGUGUACAUAUCCAUUUACAGCACUGAGCCUGAAGGAAUAUGCCAGCUUUAAUGUGGGCAAAAAGCUUAGCACUGAGUGGAGUAGGGCCAAGACUAUUAGGAAAAUAUUACAGGAGCACAACUUUUUUGAAAGUCAUAAAUGGAAUACAAAAGCCAUUUUAAUGUAUGGAAGGUGCCAUAUAUACACGCCACUAACUACUUUCAGUAUUUUUAAUUACGAUUCUGAUGAAAAGAAUUUGGUAUUAAAUACAUAUAAGACUUCAUUAAGGCUUCCAGACACAAAUCUGGCGAAAUAUUUUAAGGAAGAUGAAAACAUUGAUGUCCUACAAGUAAACAAACAGAGCCCAGUUGAAAUGAAAUCCGCACACACUCAGGAUAUUUCCGAUGAAACCCUAAGACUGCCUUGUUCUUUUGUCAGACAAACAGCCUUAGAAUCCGGGGUGGUCUUAAAAUCCGAGGAAAUUCUGCCGAACGUAUACAUAAAUGGAGCUGAACGUAUGAUUUUGGCCGCCGUUAAGUGCCUAGCCGAAAAUUUAAUGAGGAGAGCCAGCUGCCAUUUGAUUUGCGAGGGGAACUACGACGAAAGUACAAGUCAAGUUUUAAAAACACACGUUCAAAUGGCCAUAAAUGAAAGGCGAGAAAUACGAAAUAUUAAAGACUUUCAUACAGAAAAGAGGGAACUCGAGUUUUUUAUGUAAUAUAUAUUUUAUUGUAAUAUAUUUUUUAAUAAAAGAAUGGUUGAUUUGUUUUUUUAGAUAA
This is a messenger RNA of Aethina tumida (small hive beetle), 2504 nucleotides long. It is a transcript of the gene D12, whose product is annotated as YEATS domain-containing protein 2. Bases 149 to 2443 code for a protein of 764 amino acids. NCBI's taxonomy places the organism in Eukaryota, Metazoa, Arthropoda, Insecta, Coleoptera, Nitidulidae. The record is from RefSeq and is a predicted model, not a curated record. The transcript is spliced from 2 exons. Gene Ontology annotation, biological process: chromatin remodeling; regulation of transcription by RNA polymerase II. Gene Ontology annotation, cellular component: NuA4 histone acetyltransferase complex. Gene Ontology annotation, molecular function: histone binding.